AUGGUUGAUGCUCGACCGUUUGAUGUGGAAACAACACUUACCGAUAUAACCACUUUCGAUGAUACAGAAGAUCUAGUUGAAAUAUCCAGUUUAGCACCCCUGGAAUUAUCUAGUUUGGGAAGUUCUAUAAAAGAUGGCAGUUCGGAUAAACGGAAGUCAAAAUCAGAUGGUAUCAAGUCGUCAGAUGAGCGGAUUGAUAGGCGUAUCAUCCGUAAAAUAUUGAGUACUUUCAUCGUGCAGGCAAGUCAUCGUAUUGAAGUGACAUUACAUACUAGUGCUACAUUUUGGAGUGGCUGA
Molecule: messenger RNA, 297 nt
Organism: Anisakis simplex (herring worm)
Lineage: Eukaryota; Metazoa; Nematoda; Chromadorea; Rhabditida; Anisakidae
Source: the annotation of a GenBank genome assembly